AUGCCAGGCGAUUUCAAAGAUGGAGUUAGCGACAGAGAUAGAGAUGCCGCUACCCCACCUUCAGAUCCAGGACCAACGGGACCAGUCCAGAGGCUCGAUGCUGGUAGAAAUCGCACGAAACCAGCCUCUCAAGCUACCGCAGGAACUCUAACGCUGGGACUGUCAGAUGAAGACCUGUGGAUGCUCAUCCGACGGUUCAACAAACAAAUAUAUCAUGUCAAAACAGCAGCCAACACCGCCUCGGAAGAUCUCGAUCUGAACAGGGCGCAGGAUGAGCAGUUUCCUCCGGAGAAGCUCCGGAUCACAAUCGAGCGUUUCUAUACGUCGGUGGUGAUUGGGAUCGUGUGUUUCUGCGGCCAUAUCGCCCGGCUACGGUCGUGGAAAGAGCCGCGACGGACGGGGAUUUUGUGUGCAGGUUAUUUUAUUGCCUGGCUGUUUGACGUCGUCAUUUUUACCAUAUCAGGACUUUUGAUUGCCUUGAUUUUGUGUGCGCCACUCCGUCAGGCGCUGUUCCCGUCUUCCGACUUAGAGGAUUUGGCAACUGGAGAGCCCAGAAAACAGGACAGCGCCACUGAGACCUCGGAAAGGCACAAAGGAGAAGCUGAUGAGCAGGAGGCGCACAAUCUUGUCAAUAGAGUCGCGACCAUUGCCAUGAAAAGUGCUACAGGUAAAUACGGACAGGCUGUGCCUGAAGAUGCUGUGAAGGUCGCCGAACCGGAGAGUCUCGAAGAUGUUGCCGAUGCGACAGAGACGCUGGGUGAGAGCGUUGCAGAGGCGACGCAGCAGCCGAUAAAGAGGAAGGUAGCCAAUGCUACAGACCAGAUGAUGCGGAUGAUGAGCGACCUUACGGAUACGUAUGAGAAGUUCUGCAAUCUCCUUUCACCCACGCCUCCAUUCGCCACAUACACCCCUCGUCUACGUCUGGUGGGAAUCAUGGCCUCUGUUUGUCUGCUAUCGCUUGUCGUGUCGAGCAAUUUCAUGAUCAAGGCUACUUCCUUUGCACUCGGUCUGGGCUUCUUUGGAGACCCCGUCAUUGAUUACAGCGUAGAUUACCUCAAUCGCACGAUCCCCAACUGGAGGGAAUACCUCGACCUGCGAAAAACACUCCUCAAAGGAGUCCCAACCAACGCGCAAUUGACACUAACCCUGCUACGCCUCGGAGAAAUCCACUCCUCUCCUCUCCCUGCACCACCAGACGCCGAAGACAAGGAAUCCUCAUGGCUCAUCCGCCGCAAACCACGCAACGUCAUCGCCUCCAACGGAAUUUUGACCAACCAAGAAGCCACCGACUCGGCAAACUUACACACCGACCAGCAGAUCGAGCCAAGAAAAGGGUUCUUCAAAGUCCUCCGAUUCGUCCGCCGCACAAUCGCAACCGCAAUCAAAAGCCACGGUGCAUUCGACCGCGCCAUGCGCAUCGCCAACUCGGCACACACGCGAACCCUCCUCGAACUCCUGGCAAAGAAGGAUUGGUUCGCGGCGCCUACGGGUCCCCUCAAAUUCGAAGCAAAGUUCCAGCGAAAGCGCGGGACGGCUGUGAUUGACUCGACUCAGGAACCGCCCGUGCUGUAUUUCACGACGACGCAAUCUGCGUCGAUCGAUGAUUUGAGGUUGGAAAGCCAGAAGAAGGGAUCUGUUUUGUUUCAGAUCCGUGUCAGUGAUAUUACAGAGCUCAAGAAGACGGAAGGGCUGGGUUGGAAGGGGAAGCUGAUUGUUGAGUUGACGGCGGGGAGUAAAGAGGCUGCGGAUGGGUUGGUUAUUUCAGGGAGCGAAAGUGAGCAGGCUUAUCAUUUGACGGGGAUGAAAGCGAGAGAUCAGUUGUUUAAUCGCUUGAUUGCCAUUGAUGCGCACUGUUGGGAGAGCCGUUAA
Messenger RNA from Aspergillus thermomutatus, 1869 nucleotides. RefSeq lists its product as uncharacterized. The transcript has 5 exons. The record is from RefSeq and is a predicted model, not a curated record. Bases 1 to 1869 code for a protein of 622 amino acids. NCBI's taxonomy places the organism in Eukaryota, Fungi, Ascomycota, Eurotiomycetes, Eurotiales, Aspergillaceae.